Molecule: messenger RNA, 11012 nt
Organism: Melanotaenia boesemani (Boeseman's rainbowfish)
Lineage: Eukaryota; Metazoa; Chordata; Actinopteri; Atheriniformes; Melanotaeniidae
Gene: vps13a
Product: vacuolar protein sorting 13 homolog A
Biological process (GO): autophagy; protein retention in Golgi apparatus; protein targeting to vacuole
Cellular component (GO): extrinsic component of membrane
Source: RefSeq, a predicted model, not a curated record
UUAGAAGAGUUCACGGAAUGUCAACAUGAGAGAGAGAUAAAAGCAUCGUCGAAAUGGUCUUCGAAAGCCUGGUGGUAGAUGUCCUCAACCGAUUCUUAGGGGACUACGUUGUCAAUCUUGACAGCUCACAGCUAAAACUUGGCAUAUGGGGAGGUGAUGUUGUUCUUAGAAAUCUUGAAAUCAAGGAAAAUGCCUUGAGUCAACUUGACAUUCCAUUUAAAGUAAGAGCUGGUCACAUAGGACGUCUGGAGCUAAAAAUUCCAUGGAAGAACCUUUACAACCAAUCUGUGGAGGCUACAUUGGAUGGUGUCUAUUUGCUCAUAGUCCCCACAGCAAGUAUAAAGUACGAUGCAGAAAAGGAGGAGAAACAGCUUCAGGAGGCUCGUCAGAGGGAACUACAGAGGAUAGAGGAGACGAAGCUCAAAGCUGCUGAGCAAGAAAACCCUAAACUAGAGAAGCAGGACACCUUUGUGGAAAAGCUUGUUACUCAAGUCAUCAAAAACCUGCAGGUCAAAAUCUCUAACAUCCAUGUUCGCUAUGAAGAUAAUGUUACUAAUCCAAACUGCCCUUUGUCAUUUGGAGUAUCACUCAAAAACCUCAGUCUUCAGACGGCUGAUAAGAACUGGAAUCCCAGUAUUUUGGAUGAGAACUCCAGACUUUUCUUUAAGCUGGUUCAACUGGAUAACUUGUUUGCCUACUGGAAUGUCCACUCAGUGCUCUUUUCCAGUCAUAGUGCCGAUAAGGCAUUGCAAUGUCUCCAGAGCAGCAUGGAAGCCCACAGUUCUCGUCCUGUUGGUCACAACUUCAUUUUUCGUCCAAUUUCAGCAGAUGCUAAAUUGCGAAUGAAUCCCAGGUCGGAUGUGGAUUUCUCUUCUCCUAAAGUGGACCUAAUGGUCAAUCUCAGUGAGGUGGCUAUUGAACUCAACAGACCUCAGUACAUUAGUAUCUUGGAGCUGCUGGGCUCCGUCGAUAUGAUGUCACGGAACCUGCCAUACAGGAAGUACAGGCCUGUGGUCCAUGUUCACAAGAAUGCUUCCAUAUGGUGGAAAUAUGUGGUCACAGGAAUCCUGGAGGUGGAGGUGAAGCCACGUCUCCACAUGUGGUCAUGGCAACACAUUCGGCGGCACCGGAAGAUGGUAAAGUGUUACAGAGAGCUCUACAAGGCAAAGAUCACCAGCAAGAAACCCAGUGACGAGCUUCUCAAGCAACUACAGGAAAAUGAAAAGGCCUUGGAUAUUUUUAACAUCACAUUGGCCAGACAACAAGCUGAAGUGGAGGCAAGUAAGGCAGGGCUGCGCAUUUAUCGUCCAGGGAUGAAGAUGGAGGAGGAGGAGUCUCAGGGCUGGUUAAACUGGAUGUGGAACUGGGGAGGAGAAGCUAAUACAAAAAGAAAGAGGAUCAAGACUGGAGGUUUUGAUGAGCUGUUGACCCCUGCUGAGAAAGCCAAACUCUACACUGCCAUUGGCUACAGUGAAACAGCUGUUAACCCCAAUCUGCCAAAGAAUUUUGAGGACAUGAAGAUCAAUUUCCUCAUGGAAAGAUUGUCUGUGUCCAUCAAAGAUGACAAGGACAGAAAUGAGAUCAUCAGGCUGACUGUGGGAGAGCUCAAGUCCACACUCACACAGAGACCUGGAGCACAAGCCAUCAAACUCACAGCCCGGCUUAGUUUGUUUGAAGUCACUGGUCAAUCCAGUAACAGGCCGGCACCAACCCUCCUUUCAUCAAGGAAGGCAGCUACAGCAGCUGGAACCCCCCUGCUUUGCAUCCUGUUUGAGACCAACCCAUUGGAUCAGAGUGCUAACCAGCGGCUUCAUGUUGAAUCUCAACCCCUGGAAAUCAUCUAUGAUGCUACAACGGUGAACAGCAUGUCAGCAUUCUUCAUGCCUCCUGAUGACCUGCAGCUGGAUGAGCUCACAAAUGCAACUUUGAUGAAACUGGAGCAGUUUAGAGACCGGACAGCCACUGGUUUACUGUAUGUGAUCGAAACACAGAAAGUUCUUGACCUCAACUUAAACUUGAUGGCCUCCUACGUCAUAAUUCCUCAGAGUGGCUUUUAUGAUGGAACGCAGAACAUCUUGCUGUUGGAUCUUGGCCACUUCAAGAUGUCCAGUCAAAGCAAGAAGGAUCUGCCUCAGCUGUCAGUGUGUUCCAGCAACAUUGAAGACAUCAUGUCCAGAGCAUAUGAUAGCUUUGAUGUGCAACUUAGCAGCUUACAGUUUCUUUACAGCAAACCAGAUGGAGACUGGAAAAAAGCCCGCAAACAGAGACAGUCCCUGCUUCACAUCCUGGAGCCUGUGGAUCUGAAAGUGGUUUUCAGCAGGGCGAUGGUUGUCAAAGACUCCCGCAUGGCAAAGUAUAAGAUGUCUGGAGAACUUCCUCUGUUGUCUCUCCGAAUUUCUGAUGACAAACUUCGAAGUGUGUUGGAGCUGGUCGAUAGUAUCCCGCUGCCUGAGAGCAGACCUGCUGCACGUAGCACUAGUUCAUCCUCAAAUCAAAAGUCUAGGCAGUCGUUCACACCUAAGCUCACUCCAAGAAAGCCUCUGAACUUAGCAGACCAGCGCUCUUCUCUCAUUUUCGAGUCAUGCGAGACCAUCAGCAUCACUUCAUUGGGGUCGGAAGAAGAUUUAUUCUAUGAUGCUCCCAGUUCUCCCAUUGGAGAUACGCCAUUCUUCCCAGAUAAUCCCAUGCCUCUGCGCUAUGCAGAUUUAAACAAAAGAAAGAGUCUUAUUAAAGAAGAUGCUCAGAAGAACAUGACUGACUUGAUCCUGACAUUUGAGAUCAGUGAGUUUUCCGUUCAGUUGUGUCGUGUGUCAGGAGACCAGGAGGUUACCGUUCUCCACCUGGACAUAGAGCGUCUGGGCACGGAGCUGAAGUUACGCACCUUCGACAUGACGUCCAACACCUACCUGCGAGAGAUUUGCCUCAAGUGUCCUGAAUACAUGGAUUCUGAAGAGAAGCAAGUUCAGCUGAUCACCACUCUUGACAACACUGAAGUUGAUCUUCUUACCUUGGAGUACAUCAAAGCUGAUAAAAAUGGUCCAGAGUUCAAGUCUCAACAUAACAACACUGAGCAGUUUAUCAAGGUGACCUUCUCAUCCCUGGAUGUUCAUCUCCAUACGGAGGCUCUUCUCAACACCAUAAAUUUCCUCAACAACCUCAUUCCUCAGUCAACCAAGAAGGAAGGAGGACAGGAGGAGCUCCCCACCAUCCCUGAGGAGGACGAGGCAGAGAAGGAGGGAGAGAAGAAGGAGGAAACUGCUGUAACCAAGAAAAAAACUUCAAAAAGAUCCAAGUUUGCAGAUGUGGUUAAUCUUCAUAUCAGAGCUGAUCUCCGCUGCCUGAAAGUGUUCAUUCGCGGACAAAAAGCCAGGAUCUCAGAGAUCAGUAUUGAAGGUCUGGUUUCUGAGGUCCUAAUGAGGAAAAAGGAGAUGGAGGUCCAAGCCAACCUGAAAAACAUUAUUAUCUUGGACUGCAACAAAGAUGCCUUCUACAAGAAGGCUGUGUCUAUUGCUGACAGGGAAGUGUUUGCCUUCCGGAUGAUAAACUAUACAGACGCAACAGAAGGAGGUGCCUAUCUGGACAUGUCUAAAGUUGACACCUCUGUAACGCUGACAGUGGGAUGCAUUCAGGUCAUCUUUCUCAACAAGUUUGUCUCCUCAAUACUGGCAUUUAUCAAUAAUUUCCAGGAAGCUAAAGAGGCGUUGGCUGAGGUGACAGUCCAGGCUGCGGAAAAGGCAGCAUCAGGUGUGAAGGAACUGGCAGAGCGAAGCACACGGAUUGCUCUGAAUGUUCACUUCAAUGCACCUGUCAUCUUCCUCCCUCAGUCUUCCUCUUCUUCAAAUGUCAUCGUUGCUGAUCUCGGCCUCCUGUCUGUCAAAAACUGUUUUGCCAAGCAGCCAUUUCAAAGCGAUUCUACAAUCCCACCGGUUGUGGAUAUAAUGACUGUGAAACUGACAGACCUCAAAAUGUACAGAACUACUUACAUAAAUGGGGGUUUUCAGGGAGAGAGUCAGCUGUUAAAGCCAGUCAGCCUGGACUUGGAAAUCCAGAGAAACCUGUCAUCCAACUGGUAUCACAGCAUCCCUGACAUAGAGAUCACUGCUCAUCUAAAGCCAAUGAGUCUAAUCCUCUGCCAGGAUGACAUGAUUGUGGUCUUGAGGACUUUGAGCGAGAACCUAUCGGAGAAGUCUGAUGCUGUUCCACCUCCAGCUGCUUUGCCCAUCGCUGACCGCUCCUCUGACUCUGUAUCCAACAAAGAGUCCCAGGACUCUGGAGCCACUGGACCUGCUAGCAGCAACACAGUGGUGACAGCUGCUGUCGUGGAGACACAGAAAGAGGGCAAGUUGAAGACCACCCUCAAAUUAAACUUCAAGUUUGACUGCAUGACGCUGGCCCUUUACAGCCCUAAUGAGAAUGAGUUGCUACAGUUAAAUUCACAUGAUGAGCAACUGAAGCUGGCAGAGUUUACUCUGGGUGCCAUCUCCACCUCUGUGCACAUGUUCUCCAACAGCUCCAUGAAGGCUUCAGUCCGACUUGCAGAGUGCCUUCUAGAUGACAAAAGACCAAAAAUCAAGAUGGUUACCCCAAGGAUGAUGGCAAUGCGUCCUGGUGCAGAGCAGAACAUGAUGGUGGAGGUGAACUACCGUCAAAACCGUGAUGGCACCAUUUUAGACACUGUGGUGCAGGAUGUGAACCUGUGUGCCAGCAUGGAGUUCCUGCUAACGGUAGCAGAUAUCUUUCUUAAGGCCACCCAGCAGGGUUUUGCUCAGGUGCCACAGUCCAAGAACACUGCUGGUGCUGGAGAGAAAAGGAACAUCAACUCCUCUGUCACUUCUAAAGAUUCCAGUACAGCUCUGGUAUCAAAGAUGGAGAUAAAUGUUCUGGUGCGUAACCCAGAGAUUGUGUUUGUGGCUGACCUGACACGUGCUGAUGCCCCAUCCCUGGUGAUGACCACCCACUGUGAGCUUCAGAUGAAAUCUAGUGCAGAAGGAUCAAUGAUGACUGCUGCUAUCAAUGACCUGAAGGUUAUGGCGUGUCCCUUCUUAAGAGAAAUGAGGAAAAACAAUGUGACCACCGUACUGCAGCCUUGUCAGGUGUUCUUUCACAGUACUCAGUCCCCAACUUCCCCUCAGAUUAUGGAGGUGUCCAUCAAUUCUCUCUCACUGAAGGUAUCACCAAUAAUCAUCAACACAGUUAUUACCAUUCAGUCAGCACUGACUCCCAAGGCAGAGACCCCCGGGGACCUGGACAGCCCUGUUCCUGUGGACUUAUGGCAGAAACGGAGCUGGAAGGAGCUCCAGCUCUGGUUUUUAGAAGAGGAGGGCGAUGAAGACACAAAGUCACUGACCCCUUUGAUACCUCAGGGAGAGUCCUUAAAGGUGUGCAUAAAAUCUAUCUGUGUGACACUGGAGGCUGGAGUGGGACACAGCACCGUUCCCAUGCUUCUGGCCAAGUCCUCCUUCUCUGGAGAUGUGAAAAACUGGUCCACACUCAUUAACUUGCACAGCGAGCUCAACCUAGAGGUUCACUACUACAAUGAGAUGGUUGGUGUGUGGGAGCCAUUGCUGGAACCCUUAGAAGAUGACAACAAAGAUGGUUUCAGACCAUGGACACUGGAACUAAAGAUGAAGAAGAAGCCUGUGAAGCAAGCAUAUUUCUCAGACGAGGUGGAUAACUUUGUCCCAGACUAUAAGACAGUCAUCGUCAUCAGCAGUAAUGACCAGCUCAACAUCACACUGUCUAAAUGUGGACUCGCCAUGCUGAGUAACCUGGGCACAGCAUUUGCAGAGGCUGCCCAACAGACAGCUGAGUGUUUCCAAAAGGAUGAAGCUCCAUUUGUAGUGAAAAAUCGUCUGGGCCUGCCAGUUUCUGUCCGUCACAGUGAGAUGUUUUGUCCCAUCAGUAAGCAGAGCACCAACAACACAGUGGAGCUUCAGGAUGGUGAAACUCUCGGGAUGGACUAUUCAACCAAAACUGACUCUGAUCAGUUCUCAGCCAUGAUCUCCCUCAGUGGAAAAGACUACUACAUCCAACCUACUCCUGUGGGGCACACCUCAGCCAGUGUGAUCCCCUUGAUCAAAGUGGGCAGGGGAAUGUACAGUGUGAUGCACCAAAACUCUGGAGUCACUCGUUUCCUGGUUUGUCAGAUUUACUCUUUGAAGGGCAGCAAGUUCAUCAAGAUCCGCUCUCCUUUUCAGAUCAUCAAUCAUUUCUCAAUACCAUUCAAAGUUUUUGAAGGAUCUGUUUGUCUGGGUUCAGCUCUUCCUACUGAGGAGUUCUCUGUGCCUCUGGACUCGUAUAGGUCUGAACUGAGUCUUCAGCCAAUAACAGGGGAUGAUGCCGAUGAUCAAAGUCAACAGUUUGAGUGCUCAGAGGGCUUCAGUUAUGAGGAUUUCAACAACCAUCUCCCUGAGAAGCACCUCCAGCAGACCUGCCGUCGCCACGGGGAUCAGGGUGGUGUUAUGACGAUCAACAUGGUUCCAUUAAGGGAUACAGUAACAUUCAAACACACGGGAGGUGUUGGGGAGAACUUUGAUGUGCCCUUUGUGCUUCACCUGUGGCCCUCUGUCCUGUUACGUAACCUCCUGCCUUACCCCAUCGCCUACAAACUAAAGGACAGUGGAAUUUCUGCCCCUGAGGCUACUCUGAACCCAGGCCACUCUGCUGAACUCCACACUGCUGUCAUCAACCAGUCAAGUCUUGCUCUCCGCCUGUUGGAUUACUUGGCUCAGGACUGGUCUGCUGAAUACAGCCUCCACAGUGGCCAGGAUGAAAUCACCUUCAUUGUGUUCCAGUCUCUACAAGAGGAUGAUGAAGAUGUUGAAGAAGGGACAGAGCAGAAGAGAGCUGAGUUGGACAUUGCAGUCCAUGUUAAAUAUGAUCCAGGACAGACUGAGAUUGCUAUCCAUUCACCAUACUGGAUGGUGAAUAAGACGGGCAGGUUGCUACAGUACAAGGCUGACGAUAUCCACCGUAAACACCCGUUCAACUAUGACAAGCCCCUGCUCUUCUCCUUCAAGCCGCGGCACUUUCUGAGAAACAAUAAGAUCCGUCUUAUGAUCUCUGAUAGUGAACUGUCAGAUGACUUCUCCCUGGACACAGUUGGUAGCCAUGGAGAUGUGAAAUGUAAAGGCAGAUACAAAGAUUAUCUGGUUGGUGUAAAGAUUGAUGCAAGCAGUUUCAGCCUGACCCGCAUCGUGACCUUUGUACCAUUUUACAUGCUGGUUAACAGAACCAAGCAUCGUGUCUUCAUAUGUGAGGAGGGGCAAGAAAAUUGGACUGAAGCUCAGCCAGACCAGUCAGCUGUUCCAUUCUGGCCUGAAAACGACACCAAGCGGCUGAAGAUCAAAGUAGACGGCUGCUUAGCGCCUCCUCUGACUAUUGACUUUACACAACCAGAGAACUGCCUUUUGUUACGUCUGGACAGUUCUGUGGGUGGAAUCAUUGUAGAUGUGAAUCUAUCAGAGCACUUGGCCACAAUUCGAUUCUCUGAGUACCAUGAUGGGGCAGCCCCCUUUCUCCUCAUCAACCAUACUAAAGACCAGACUCUUCACUUCUACCAGAGCCCCCUGACGGUGUCCUCGUGGGUGGCUGACGAUCUGCUUGACCUCUCCUUCUCAAUGGAGGAGGACAGUACUCAAAAAGAGGUAGAACAGGAGGAGCUGGAGGCUGGGAAAGCGCUGUACUACACCUGGAAAGCGCCCACUGGGUCCCGAGAGCUUUGCUGGAAGUGUGGCAGUUAUACUGGGAAGCUGAGAAGCGAGGAGGACCUGCGUAAGGACAUGAACAAUGACGGGAAACUUUUUGUCAUUUCCUUUUAUGAAGGUCUACAACGUGUUGUGCUGUUCACUGAGGAUCAACAGGUCUAUAAACUGGUCUGUGGGAAUGAAAAGGUGCAGUUGGCCGAACAGGAAAUCAUCCUGUCGCUUCAGAACGUGGGUGUGUCUUUGGUCAACAACACCACCAGCCAGGAGGUUUCAUUUAUUGGGAUCACAAGCUCUGAUGUGGUUUGGGAGCUCAAGCCUAAGAAAAAGAACCGGUGGAAAACUCUGAGCACUAAAGAAACUCAGAUGCUGGAGAGCAAAUUUCAGGAAUACAUUGAAUCCGGGCCCAUAGACCACGCCAUCGUCGACCUGGAGAACAACUUCCAGGUGUCCUUUACACCCAAUGGUAUGGAUAUGCAAAUGCUUCAGCCGACUGAUGCUCCUCUCAGGAGGCACUUCCUGCCUGGGGUGAAGGUGGAGUACAGCGUCUCACCACGACAGAGAACCUAUCGAGUCCAGAUCCACCGCAUACAGAUCCAGAAUCAGCUGCCAGGCGCCAUCUUCCCCUACGUGUUUUACCCUGUAAAACCGCCAAAGUCUAUUGCUAUGGACUCAGAACCCAAACCUCUAACUGAUAUCUGCAUUAUUACCAGAGCAGCAGGACACUCGGAUAUCUCUCGCAUCAAGUAUUUCAUGGUGUUAAUUCAAGAGAUGAAUCUGAAACUUGAUCUUGGCUUCCUGUAUGCCAUCCUGGACCUGUUCUCCCCUGAGAACGCCAGCAUCAGGACUUCAGAACAGGAGGUGGAACUGUUUGAAAAGGACAUAGAGUACAUGAAGACAGAGCUAAACUACGUCUCUGCAGCUGAUACGUCUCCUAUCAGCCUCUAUGAGUACUUCCACAUUUCCCCUAUCAAGCUGCACCUGAGUUUCUCUCUGAGCACAGGAGGUGAAGAUGGUUUGAAAGAAAAGAGAGAUACAGAACUUAUUCCUCUGCAGUCCCUCAACCUGCUGCUGAAGAGCAUCGGAGCAACUCUCACUGAUGUGCAGGACGUCGUCUUCAAAUUGGCCUUCUUUGAGUUGACUUUCCAGUUUUGUACUACUCAGCAGCUACAGUGGGAGGUCAUCAGACAUUAUUCGAAGCAGGCUAUUAAACAGAUGUAUGUGCUUGUGCUGGGCCUGGAUGUGCUUGGAAACCCCUUUGGGCUGAUCAGAGGAUUGUCAGAGGGUGUGGAGGCAUUCUUUUAUGAACCCUAUCAGGGCGCCAUACGGGGUCCUGAGGAGUUUGUUGAAGGAAUGGCUCUCGGUGUGAAGGCUCUGGUUGGAGGAGCUGUGGGGGGCAUAGCGGGUGCAGCUUCAAGGAUCACAGGUGCCAUGGCAAAGGGUGUAGCUGCAAUAACCAUGGAUGAGGAAUAUCAGCAGAAGAGACGAGAAGCUAUGAACAGGCAACCGAGUGGUCUGAAAGAGGGACUGACAAGGGGUGGAAAAGGACUUGUUUCUGGAUUUGUCAGCGGAAUCACAGGGAUUGUUACCAAACCUAUUAAAGGAGCCCAGAAGGAGGGUGCAGCAGGCUUCUUUAAAGGUGUUGGCAAAGGUUUAGUUGGUGCCGUAGCCCGGCCCACAGGAGGCAUUAUUGAUAUGGCCAGCAGUACCUUCCAAGGGAUCAAGAGGGCUGCAGAGACCGCACAAGAUGUUGAACCUCUACGUCCUCCUCGCUUCAUACAUGAAGAUGGCGUCAUACGCCCGUAUAAGGAGAGGGAGGGCAUCGGGAGUCAGAUGCUUCAGAAAAUUGAGAACGGUCGUUUUGCCAAGUAUAAAUACUUUGCUCAUGCCAAGGUCAAUGACUCUGACUUCUUCAUGAUCACCAAGAGGGGAAUCUUUUUUGUGACUAAAGGCACGUUUGGCCAGCUGACCUGCGAGUGGCAGUAUCUCUUUGAAGAAUUCACAAAGGACCCAAUGAUUGUAGAGGACCGCCGACUUCGCAUCGAGGCCAAGGAAAGAGUGAAAUCAGUCUUCCACGCCAAAGAGUUUGGGAAGAUCAUCAACUUCAGAACUCCUGAGAUAGCCAAGUGGGUUCUUGCCAAAUUGGAAGAUGCCAGAGAGAGUUUACCCAAAUACUGAAGAGCAAGAAGUACUUAACACACACAAAUGUUCAUAGUGUGUGUGUAUGUGUGCCAGUGCCUUUAGUCUUUACUGCAUGCUUGUUUUGUUUCCUUUCAUGUGUGAGCAGUGCAAACACUAUGCUGUAUGUCGAUUGUUGGUGUGUGUUUGGUAUGAAAGAUGUAUGAGAAGUGCUAUAAAUCAGUUACAGUACGAGUUGAUCACAGAUGCCGAGAAUGCUUUGAACCAAACUCUUUCAUCCUCUUUUCUCUGAUUGCACUUGUCUUUUUUGCACAACUAUACUAAAUGUUUUAUUGAUUGGUUUAAUGAAAGAAUGACAUUGUCUUGAGUUUACAAAUAAACAUUUUGUAAUAUCUGCUUAAAUCCAAAAUGCUGGUUUAAAUUGAAGUAUUUCAGUACUUAGGUUGCCAUGAUGAAGUGUGAAACAUUCAGUCACUAAUUUUAUUCCAUUUCAUUGCCACCAAUUAUUUUUCAAGUUGUUUACGGGCUAAAAAUGUCGCUACAAAAGCUGGAAAAUCUCCUGAACAACAAUGAGGCCAAAUUAACCACAACUGUUGUAGCACAUGUUUGACACUGUUUAUUUUACUGGAUUGUAUAAAAGGGAAACAACUUUCUGUUAGUAGGAGUUUCACUUUAUUGUUCUCAUAAUUAUAGGUGACUUAUUUUUUAUUUACUUAAUUUUUUUUCUACACAUUUCUGCAAAAUGGACUGUUCAGUGUGUGGUUUAGAGAUGCAUGAUAUUUUUAUACUGUACUUAUGUAUCAAUUUGUUGUAUAUUCCAAUAGUAUAAUAUUCUCUCUGUACAUACUCAUCCUGACAUCAGUAUGAUGCAGAUUGUAAUUUGUGAUUUUUAUGUUUUUAUACCACACAUAUGCAACGCUAAAUGUGUUGAUGAAAAAUGCAGAGAAAAUGUAUUUAAAGAGAGGAAUGCUAAUUAUAGUCAACUAAUGUUUACUCUUAUACAUGUCAAAAGUUUGCUUUUGGUUUGGGGCAUGUUAAAGUUUAAUAUAACUAAAUAUUUCUGCCAUUUCUUUCUUUUUUUUCCUUUUGUUGUCAGGGAAGCAAAAAUAAUCACUGCAGUGACUUUUUUUUUUUUCAUUCCGUUUUCAGAAAAUAAAAUAUCUGCUUCAA